AGCGACUUCUCUAGUAACACCGGGCCGGAGUGAGUGUCAAUAGUAUAGCGGUAUAUGUGUGUCGUUUCUGGGUUGUCCAAAAAUGCCGAGUCAAGAGGUUGUAACGACGAAAGUUGUGGUCCACCCGCUGGUGCUAUUGAGUGUGGUGGACCACUUUAAUCGCAUGGGAAAAAUCGGAAAUCAAAAGAGAGUAGUCGGAGUGCUCCUGGGCUGCUGGAGGGCCAAGGGAAUCCUGGACGUGUCGAACAGCUUUGCAGUACCCUUUGAUGAGGAUGACAAGGACAAAAGUGUAUGGUUCCUUGAUCAUGAUUAUCUUGAAAAUAUGUAUGGAAUGUUCAAGAAAGUUAACGCUCGCGAGAAGGUAGUAGGCUGGUACCACACUGGACCUAAGCUGCAUCAAAACGACGUUGCCAUCAACGAACUAAUAAGAAGAUAUUGUCCUAAUUCAGUUUUGGUGAUUAUCGAUGCCAAACCAAAAGAUCUUGGGCUUCCUACCGAGGCGUAUCAAGCUGUAGAAGAAGUACACGAUGAUGGUUCUCCUACUUCCAAAACUUUCGAGCAUAUUCCAAGUGAAAUUGGAGCUGAAGAAGCGGAAGAGGUUGGAGUAGAACAUUUAUUGCGGGAUAUCAAAGAUACUACAGUUGGUACCCUCAGUCAAAGAAUUACGAAUCAACUACUUGGUUUGAAAGGUCUUCACGAACAAAUCCGAGAAAUUAGAGAUUAUUUGCUUCAGGUUGGCAAUGGGAAAUUACCUAUAAAUCAUCAAAUUGUUUAUCAGCUGCAGGAUAUCUUUAAUUUAUUACCGGAUAUGACUCAAAGUAGUUUUGUCGAUUCAUUAUAUGUAAAGACAAACGAUCAGAUGCUGGUUGUAUAUCUAGCAGCAUUGGUUAGGUCUAUAGUGGCGUUGCACAAUUUAAUUAACAACAAGCUAACCAAUCGUGAUGCUGAGAAAAAAGAGACAGACGGGAAAAAGGAUACAAAGAAGGAGGAAAAGAAGGAAGAAGAGAAGAAAGGCGAAGAGAAGGCAAAAGCUAAAAGUCAGUGAUCAGAGCAUUUCUGAGUUGCGAGACUGAGACUGUUAAAGUUGAGGACAAUUAAUGACUCUGUGUGUAAUAGUCAAGCCUGUUCACUAUUUGUACAGAAUUACAUCCCUCACAUAUAAAUAUUGACAAUUUAAAUAUGAAUGAGAAAUAGCAAUUUAAUUCCCGAACUGUUUCGGCAUAAUACUGUGAAUUUUUAAUAUAUUAGGCACAAGAGAGAAAAAAAAAAUAAAAUAACAACUUUACACUUCUGUGUGUAUUUUGAAUGUAAUGAAUGCUGCAGUAAAUAUACCGAGAACUUUAUAGGAUUAAGACAUUUUUACAGAAUAUUGUAAGCAUUACAAUAUUUUUAGUGUUUUAAUUAACAAUCCGUUAAUACAAACAAUAGUAUUCUAUACGAGGCACAAUUAUUUAUUUUUUUGCAGUUCCAUCCAUUACUUAACUAGUAACAAGUAAUCAAUGUACUUUUUCAAAUUGCUUCAGGUGCUUAAAAAUUAAGUUUCAAUUAACAUGUGUGAUAGAUAUAGAUAAUGUAUUUUUUAGGGAAUACAAGUCAUUCUAUUAAAAGAAAAUAUUGCAUUAAUAUAUAAAAUAAUCUUUUAAUAAUACUCUUUUAUUAAGUUAUCAUUGAUAUAGAAAUGCUUUUUUAUUUAUACUCUUUAAAAGAAUUAUAUACAAAAACGCAUUAUCUGCGUGAUCUUUAUAUUUGUACAACUUGUGCAUGUUCAAACGAAAUAUAUAUAAAUGAGUCAUUUUUAACAUAACCACUUCAAAACUAAAUACAUUUUUAUGAAAUUUGUAUAGGCGACAUGUAUAAAAUGUGCAGUUUUUAAUUACUUAUAUCUUAAUAUUGAAGUAAUCAAAUAAAAUACGUGAUAGCUGAA
Solenopsis invicta (red fire ant) is the source of this 1924-nucleotide messenger RNA. RefSeq names its product 26S proteasome non-ATPase regulatory subunit 7 (gene Rpn8). Gene Ontology annotation, cellular component: proteasome regulatory particle; proteasome complex. Lineage: Eukaryota; Metazoa; Arthropoda; Insecta; Hymenoptera; Formicidae. Bases 83 to 1045 code for a protein of 320 amino acids. The transcript has 5 exons. Gene Ontology annotation, molecular function: metallopeptidase activity; protein binding. The record is from RefSeq and is a predicted model, not a curated record. Gene Ontology annotation, biological process: proteasome-mediated ubiquitin-dependent protein catabolic process.